AUGGGAGGCCUGCGAGGAAUGCGCGUGGCCGCCUACUGGCUCAUGAAGCCAAACGGCUCGCUGGAGACUGUGCUCGCGCAGGUUGACCGUGCGGCAGAGCUGGCCAAACAAUACAACUCAAAACUCACUCCGGACCGCCGCCUCGUUGGCGUCAAGGUCAUCUGCGACGGCACCAUCGACGCCUGCACUGCUUCUAUCACCACCCGGCUCUCCUCCGCGCAUGGCCUCGCCUGGUUGGUGAAGCGCGGCGCGAGCGAGCGUUUGUUUGCCUAUCGCGAGUUUGCUGACGAAGGUGCGCCUCUGGCCCUGGGUUCCGACGCCUCGACUGCUCCGCACCAUCCCCUGCACAACCUGUACGUCGCCACAGCAAGACGUUCAAUCAGCGAGCCUGAGCUGCAAACCGCCGUGAAUCCCGAAUUUGCUCUCACCGUCUCUCAAGCCGUUGCAGGGGCUACCCACGGAGCUGCCCACUCGACUUUUGCGGAUCAGUGGACGGGAAGCUUGACGGCGGGGCUGAAGGCGGAUUUUGUGGUUUGUGACGUGAUUGUCGCGCCAGAAGAGAUGGCAAAGGGCGUGGCGACGGAGACGUGGUUCGAGGGUAAGACGGUAUAG
Molecule: messenger RNA, 612 nt
Organism: Ustilaginoidea virens
Lineage: Eukaryota; Fungi; Ascomycota; Sordariomycetes; Hypocreales; Clavicipitaceae
Exons: 2
Coding region: 1-612 (203 amino acids)
Molecular function (GO): hydrolase activity, acting on carbon-nitrogen (but not peptide) bonds
Source: RefSeq, a predicted model, not a curated record